AUGGCAGCCUCCGCCGCCUCACAGAGGCGGAUCAAGGGGAUCCUGAAGAAAGGUUCGUUGACUUCCUCGGGGACGGCUCGAUCCCAGGAGUCCGCAGGCGGAAUCCAGGCGAUGCGGGGAAGGAAGUCCCAGAAGUGGGAUGAAUCAAACAUCCGAGCGACGUAUCGCCAGGAAUAUGGAGACAGCGAUUUACUGCAGCUGAAUGAGUCCGGUGUGCAAGAUGAUGGGGAAGAUAAAGGGAGUGAGGCUGACUCGAAGGAACCCAUGACCGUGGACAAGCUGGCUAAGAAGUUUGCCACCACCAGCACCUCGGAUCAAGAAGACAGCGGAGUGCAGGCCUGUAAGAUCCUCCUGGACAGGCAAGAAAGACGGCGGCAGUUUGAGAGAAAGAGGAAGCUUCACUACAGCCAAGGCCCGGAUAUUAAAAUCGCGAAGCAGCUAGUUUUGGAAGAACUACAAGAUGAGGAGGCGGGUGAAAGUGAGGAAGGCCUCUGUGCUAUGGCUGCCGGGAAGAACCCAACUGAAGCUCCGGCAGGCGAUGAGCUGUAA
Molecule: messenger RNA, 549 nt
Organism: Galeopterus variegatus (Sunda flying lemur)
Lineage: Eukaryota; Metazoa; Chordata; Mammalia; Dermoptera; Cynocephalidae
Product: type-1 protein phosphatase inhibitor 4-like
Exons: 1
Coding region: 1-549 (182 amino acids)
Biological process (GO): regulation of signal transduction
Molecular function (GO): protein phosphatase inhibitor activity
Source: RefSeq, a predicted model, not a curated record